GUUGGCCCUCGGAACCUUUCGAGUGUAAUAAUCUGCACGCAGCUUUUUUUAUUUGUGAUUUAUUUUGUUCCGUUGCGUUACUGCCUAGUAUCAAUUCGCUGAUACCGCUUGAACCGAACCGUUAUCAUGGCCAUUAAAAGUUUGAAUUUCAUCACUGGUAACCAAAAUAAACUUGCGGAGGUGAGAGCUAUUUUACAAGGCGUGGUUGAGGUUGAAAGCCAGGCAGUCGACACGCCCGAGAUACAGGGAACAAUUGAAGAAAUUGCCAAGGAGAAAUGCAGACGCGCUUCAGAAGUGGUUGGAGGCCCUGUUCUGACAGAGGACACUGCUCUCGAAUUUUCUGCAAUGAAGGGACUUCCUGGUCCAUAUAUCAAAUCAUUCCUUGAUGCGCUUGGUCAUGAAGGGCUGAACAAAAUGCUUGACUCGUUCGGCGAUCGAUCUGCCGAAGCUGUAUGCACCUUUGCGUUCUGUUCCGGCCCUGGCUCAGAACCGAUACUCUUCCAAGGAAGGACUCCUGGCAUGAUUGUUCGGCCAAGAGGCCCAACAAACUUCGGUUGGGAUCCCAUUUUUGAGUACGAAGGCAAAACGUUUGCCGAAAUGACGAAAGAGGACAAGAAUAAGAUAUCUCACAGGAAUAAAGCUCUUGUUAAACUACAGCACUGGUUAAGUGAGGGGAAUUAGUACAGAUUCUUUGAAGAUCGGUAAACAUAAACGGAGAUUUCAGAUAGUGAGUGACCUCAAUUAUUGUCUGUCUGGUCAAUCCUCCAUCUUUCUACCCAACUUGAAAUCCGCGCACAAUUGUUGUCUACAUCGUCAUCUUUUUCACUAUUCAACUCGACGACGAUUUCUUCAUCAUAUGCCUCGCGAGCCUCCUCGACUAGAACACCGAAUAUCUCUGCAUCCAUGUUCUCUUGCAGCUUUUCCUGUUUAUAACCCCUUGUUGAGAGACGGUCAUAGAGAAUUGACGUAGAUGGACAUCGCAAAACCACAACGAGGUCUAUCCACGAUUUCGGAAACAGAUCACAAGCAUGCCAAUCGAUUAAAUAGCCGCCUUGUAAGACCUCCUCUUCAAUAGCGUCCAAAAGCUGCGAAUAUUAGAUUGGGUGGGUACAGUAAAGACAUGGAUCCAAAUAAGAAGUAAAAAGUAACAUUGUGAGUGUUUUGGGUUGUGGGAUAUCAACUCGGAAAAACAAGGUAAAAAAAAAGUAAACCAAGGUAACAAAAUAUGGACAACAUACUUU
Aspergillus candidus is the source of this 1241-nucleotide messenger RNA. RefSeq names its product non-canonical purine NTP pyrophosphatase. Gene Ontology annotation, cellular component: cytoplasm. Gene Ontology annotation, biological process: nucleoside triphosphate catabolic process. The record is from RefSeq and is a predicted model, not a curated record. NCBI's taxonomy places the organism in Eukaryota, Fungi, Ascomycota, Eurotiomycetes, Eurotiales, Aspergillaceae. The transcript has 7 exons. Bases 127 to 681 code for a protein of 184 amino acids. Gene Ontology annotation, molecular function: nucleoside triphosphate diphosphatase activity.